Neospora caninum is the source of this 1830-nucleotide messenger RNA. RefSeq names its product putative fumarase. The record is from RefSeq and is a predicted model, not a curated record. The transcript has 8 exons. Gene Ontology annotation, molecular function: fumarate hydratase activity. Gene Ontology annotation, biological process: generation of precursor metabolites and energy. The coding region runs from base 1 to 1830 and encodes 609 amino acids. Lineage: Eukaryota; Apicomplexa; Conoidasida; Eucoccidiorida; Sarcocystidae.
AUGAAAACCUCUCCUCUCCCUUCUUCUCUCUCUUCUUCUCUCUCUUCUUCCGGUUCUUCCUCCUCCUCUGGGUCUUCUUGUCCUUUGAGACCAUGCGGCGCUGGCUGCGCCUCCUGCGUCCUGUCUCGCGCGCAGCCUGCUUCGCGAGGCUCUGAACAUGCGCGCGCAUUUGCGGCGGGGGCGGGUCCGGUCUUUGAGUACAAGAAAGUUUUGAACUGCGAGAGGCCAGUCGACCAGCAAUUCAAGCGCCUCGACGACCUGAGCGAAAUGGUCAAGACCGUUCAAGUUCCGGGUCUCGAGGAGCCGCUCCUGCGCGUUUCGCCUGAGUUGCUGACAGCGUUGACGAAAUAUGCCUUCGAGGAAAUAUCCUUCUUUCUGCGAAGGUCGCAUUUACAGUCGCUUCGAAGGAUUUUCGACGACCCUGACGCAUCGGACAACGAUCGGUUCGUUGCUCUGACGCUCCUGAAAAAUGCAAACAUCGCUGCAGCCAGAGUUUUCCCGGGAUGCCAAGACACCGGGACGGCUAUCGUCAUGGGGAAGAAGGGCGCUUCAGUGCUGACCGACGGCACCGACGAGAAGGCGAUUUUCAAAGGAGUCUUCGAGGCAUACACGCAAAACAAUCUAAGAUACAGCCAGGUCGCACCCAAGGACAUGUUCACCGAGUACAACACGCGCUCGAACUUGCCUGCAGAUGUCACUCUUCUCUCCACUCCAGGGAAGGUGUACGAACUUCUCUUCAUUGCAAAGGGCGGCGGAAGUGCAAACAAAACAUUCCUCUAUCAACAGACCAAGGCGCUGUUGAAUCCGACGAGUCUGUACGCCUUUUUGGAGCAAAACAUCAAGACGAUUGGGACGUCUGCCUGUCCGCCGUACCACCUGGCGGUUGUCGUCGGAGGCCUUUCAGCCGAGCACACGCUGAAGACGGUGAAGCUCGCCUCGUGCCGCUAUUUGGACGGUCUCCCGACGAGUGGCGAAGGCAACUCGUACGGGUUUCGCGACCUCGAGUGGGAAGAAAAAAUCCUCAAGAUGACGCGGGAGAUUGGCAUCGGAGCGCAGUUCGGAGGCAAGUACUUUUGCCACGACGUACGCGUCAUCCGCCUACCCCGACACGGCGCCUCGUGCCCCGUGGGGAUCGGUGUCUCCUGCUCCGCCGACCGUCAGUUGGUUGCCAGGAUUCAAGCAGAUGGAGUGUUUGUCGAAGCGUUGGAAGAGAAUCCCGCGCAGUUUCUGCCCGACGUGGAGGAUGAGCAUCUGAAGAGCGAAGGCGCGAGCGGCGAAGCCGUGAAAGUCGAUUUGAACAAGCCCAUGAAGGACAUCUUGGCGCAGCUGUCUCAGUACGGAACGGCGACGCGCCUCUCGCUGUCGGGUACGAUGAUUGUGGCCCGCGACAUCGCGCAUGCAAAGCUCCUCGAGCGGCUCGAGAAGGACGGCGACGUUCCUGAGUACCUCAAAAACCACCCUAUCUACUACGCAGGCCCAGCCAAGACGCCGAAAGGCGAAGUUUCGGGAUCUUUCGGACCGACGACUGCGGGCCGCAUGGACGUCUACGUCGACAAGUUCAUGCAGAAGGGCGGAUCGAUGAUCACGCUCGCAAAGGGAAACCGCUCCAAGGCAGUGGCGCAUGCAUGCAAGAAAUACGGAGGCUUCUAUCUGGGCUCCAUCGGCGGGCCGGCCGCAGUGCUCGGCAGAGACUGCAUCAAGAAGGUAGACAUUCUCGAGUACCCCGAACUGGGAAUGGAGGCCGUUUGGAAGAUUGAGGUGGAGGAUUUCCCAGCGUUCAUCGUGAUUGACGAUAAAGGCCACGACUUUUACAGCAAGUGGCUCGGCUGA